This is a messenger RNA of Angiostrongylus costaricensis, 258 nucleotides long. The record is from the annotation of a GenBank genome assembly. Lineage: Eukaryota; Metazoa; Nematoda; Chromadorea; Rhabditida; Metastrongylidae.
AUGGCUGAUGAAGCAGUUUGUGUCGGAGCAGCACCGACCAGUGAGUCGUAUCUUCGAGCCGACAGAAUUCUAGAAGCUGUUAAACAGACUGGAGCACAAGCAGUUCACCCUGGCUAUGGUUUCCUUUCGGAGAAUACGAAAUUUGCUGCUGAACUCGAACAGGCCGGAGCAGUUUUCAUCGGUCCAAACUCUAAAGCAAUACUCGAUAUGGGUGACAAAAUUCACUCGAAGAAGAUUGCUACAGAAGCCAAGGUCUUA